Anastrepha obliqua is the source of this 1327-nucleotide messenger RNA. Its product is annotated as endonuclease G, mitochondrial-like. The transcript has 2 exons. Gene Ontology annotation, molecular function: nucleic acid binding; metal ion binding; RNA endonuclease activity. Gene Ontology annotation, cellular component: mitochondrial inner membrane; nucleus. Bases 119 to 1120 code for a protein of 333 amino acids. Lineage: Eukaryota; Metazoa; Arthropoda; Insecta; Diptera; Tephritidae. Gene Ontology annotation, biological process: apoptotic DNA fragmentation. The record is from RefSeq and is a predicted model, not a curated record.
CUAUUUUCAAUGCAAUUUUUACUAUUUUUCGUCUGUCAAAAUUAAAAUAAUUAUAAAAUUUUUUUUUAAUAUUCUAAAAUUUUGCUAUUUAAUAAGUCGGUAGGAGAAAAGUGUGUAAAUGCCGUUCGUGGAGGUCGGUGUAACGCUUCUCGUACUUACCGGUAGCUGCUUUUUCGUAUUGGGAGCCUACUAUCAACACAAUGAUUUCUUGUAUAAACUCCAUAGGCUCAUACAAGAAGAUCCAUACGCUUUCUAUAUACGCGAAAAGCUGUACGAUACGCUCCAACUUUUCAAUCCCAACUGUUUGGACCGAUCAGAUGUAUCCAAUUCGCGCAUGUCACAGAUCAUGAAAUAUGGCUUCCCCGGCUUAGACGACAUACGUGUCUAUUCGGAUUUUAUACUCUCAUACGACCGUCGCAAUCGUGUUGCUCAUUGGGUUUACGAACAUUUACGUGCCCCCUGUGUUAAGAAUACUGGAAAUGGCGUAACUAGUCAUAAAGCUAACUAUCAACCUGAUAUGAGUGUCCCUUCCAACUUUCGUUCUGUUUUGACCGACUACAAAAAUUCGGGCUUUGAUCGUGGACAUUUGGCAGCCGCAGGCAAUCAUAAAUGCCAUCAAACACAUUGCAAUGAAACAUUUUAUCUAACCAACAUUGCGCCACAAGUGGGAAGGGGUUUCAACCAAGACGCAUGGAACAAUUUGGAGAAUUACGUACGUGAAUUAACCGAAAACUAUGGAUCUGUUUAUGUUUGUACCGGCCCAAUGUAUAAGCCAAAGCGUCAGUUGCAAGAUGUUACUGAAGUGAGAAAUAGCAGAACGAAGAAUGAUAAGUGGUGCGUGGAAUAUGAAGUAAUUGGUGAGAAUACCGUCGCCGUGCCGACACACUUUUUCAAAGUUAUCACUGUGGAAUCCAAACUGUCAGGCGGAUCACCCUAUAUGGAAGCGUAUAUAAUGCCAAAUGAACCUAUUAGUAGAAAUACGAAUAUACGAAAUUUCCUUGCUGACAUCAGAGAAAUCGAACACAUUGCAGGGCUUCAGUUUUUCAAUGGCUUGCGCCGGAGCUUCUUUUUUGGCACUAACUAUACCACUACUCCGGAAAUAUAUAAAAAUUUCGCAUAACUUCAUUGUCGUAAGAAUAUAUUUGGAAUGGGCGAUCAGAAUGCAGAACCAUAGAUUGGCCACAAUGUUAUGUUUUUUGAUUCAAAAUUUCUUUUUCAAAGCCACAUAAGCCACGCUAUAGAUUAUACUGAUCCGUAUACUGUCAAAUUACUUUACUACUCUUGUGCGAUCGAAACCAGAAUAUACUGUUUUCAUCUGUGAGCUAUA